Messenger RNA from Diachasma alloeum, 1486 nucleotides. RefSeq names its product polycomb protein eed-B. The transcript is spliced from 2 exons. Gene Ontology annotation, cellular component: ESC/E(Z) complex. Gene Ontology annotation, biological process: negative regulation of transcription by RNA polymerase II. The record is from RefSeq and is a predicted model, not a curated record. Gene Ontology annotation, molecular function: nucleosome binding; protein binding. Lineage: Eukaryota; Metazoa; Arthropoda; Insecta; Hymenoptera; Braconidae. Bases 134 to 1411 code for a protein of 425 amino acids.
AUCCCCCCGAAGCCCCACUGACGCCUCCCUCAACCUUCCAGGACUGCAGCCCGACCAUAGCCUCAUCCCGAAGUUCAUCAAAAUGUUUUCUCUUCAUUGAUCACCAUCUCCACUGGAUCACCUCCGCCCCAGCAUGAAGAAGACCACCCCAAAAACCUACGCCUCCUCCCACGAGGAGUCCGAGAACUCGAGUGACGAGACAGAAUGCAGCAUCGGCAGCAACUCCACAGCAGGCACCCACCGUUCAGACACCCCAACGCGAUCCGCCCGCUACCGCAAGAAGGGCCGGAGACGCAGCAAAACAGCCAAGUCGAAGCCCUGCAACGACAAGCCCCUGUACAAGUACUGCUGCAGCAUCAAGGAGGAUCACGGCCAGCCCCUCUUCGGCGUGCAGUUCAACCACCACCUGAAGGAGGGAGAGCCCAUGAUCUUCGCCUCAGUGGGAAGCAACAGGGUGAGCAUCUACGAGUGCCCAGAGGGCGCCAACAUUCGCCUGCGCCAGUGCUACGCCGAUCCAGACCCAGAGGAGAACUUCUACACGUGCGCCUGGACCUUCGACGAGUCUGGAAAACCACUGCUGGCAGUGGCUGGCUCCAGAGGUGUCAUCAGGGUGAUCAGCCCAGUGACAAUGACCUGCGUCAAGCAUUACAUAGGUCACGGGCAUGCCAUCAAUGAGCUGAAGAUCCACCCAAAGGACCCCAACAUCCUGCUGUCAGCCUCCAAGGAUCAUGCCCUGAGACUUUGGAAUAUCAAGUCAGACGUGUGCAUUGCCAUCUUCGGAGGGGUCGAGGGCCACAGGGAUGAGGUGCUCAGUGCUGAUUUCGAUAUGAAGGGACAGAGGAUCAUAUCCUGCGGGAUGGAUCAUGCCUUGAAGCUCUGGAAUCUCGACAAGCCUGACAUGCACGAGGCCAUCAAGCAGAGUUACUUCUGCAAUCCGACGAGAAAUGGACGCCCCUUUGACUCUGUCCUCCAGCAUUUUCCUGACUUUACCACCAGAGAUGUUCACAGGAACUACGUCGACUGUGUCAAGUGGUAUGGGGACUUCAUCCUGAGCAAGAGCUGUGAGAACUGCAUCGUCUGCUGGAAGCCGGGGAGACUUGAGGAUCUGCAAUUGAGGAAUAAUGAGACUAGUGCCACUGUUUUGCAUAGGUUUGAGUUUAAAGAGUGUGACAUUUGGUUUAUCAGGUUCUCCAUGGACUUUUGGCAGAAGACGAUUGCUCUCGGGAACCAGGUGGGGAGGACUUAUGUCUGGGAUCUGGAGGUCGAUGAGCCCGGACAGGCGAGGUGCUUCUCACUGCAGCAUCCCAGGUGCACCGCGCCCAUCAGGCAGACCAGCCUCAGCAGGGAUGGCAGUGUUCUUCUCUGCGUGUGUGAUGAUGCCACUAUUUGGAGGUGGAAUCGGGAUCACUGAGGCUUCGGGGGCUCCUCGUUUGUGCAGGCGUUUUUUAUGGUUUUUGUAAUUUUAGGAAUAAAGAUGAUGAGAGGA